Scylla paramamosain (green mud crab) is the source of this 14534-nucleotide messenger RNA. RefSeq lists its product as uncharacterized. The coding region runs from base 1495 to 11883 and encodes 3462 amino acids. The transcript is spliced from 22 exons. NCBI's taxonomy places the organism in Eukaryota, Metazoa, Arthropoda, Malacostraca, Decapoda, Portunidae. The record is from RefSeq and is a predicted model, not a curated record. Gene Ontology annotation, molecular function: protein binding.
UCACUGUAAGACACAUAUUGGGAAAUAUAUUCUUUAAUUCUGAUGUAAAUAAAAUAUGUGAGGACAAGAUUUAAUAGGGUAUUAAUUAAGGGGCACCAUAACAUUACAAACAUCCUUUGCAUAUAUAGUGAGUGUUUUGCAUGAAUUACAGUUGUGUGUCUGGUUCGUGUCUAUUAUUGUGUUUGUCAUCGUGUAAAAGAAAAUUUAUUAUGUAAGAAUAGCUCUGACCUAGGAAAACAAAACUUUUAAAAGACCCACUUGGGAUACUUGUCCCUAAAGAAAAAAAGAUCCGAAAGCAAGUCCAAAAUUACAUUGCGAAGUGCCUUUAUUGUCAUCGGAAAAAGAGGCUUAAAAAUCCCAUUUAACUUCCACUUCCCAAGAGGUUCAAUGGAAAGAGAUUCCCCGCGUGGCUUUGAUUCCCCGCAAACACAACAAGUGGGUACAAGAUUACCGCGUCUCUCAAGCAUUCCAUUAACCUUGUCAGCCGCGUUUGUCAGACACAGGCAUCAACUCAAGUGCCGUCACUCAUAAUAAGACCCGCCAGCAGACUACCAGUAUUUCCCCGGAGUCUCGCGUGACAGGUGACGUCCCAAUUCAUUCCUGCAAGUACCGAAGACUGAGAACCCUCGCUGAUAAGUAUUUUUAGCUCGGACUGAGGUGAUCAUCAACUUGUGUGAAUGAGCGGGAGUCAUGAUACCUCUCUGGGAAUUCCAGUCAAGUAAAUUACACCUCGUGAUGAUUACUCCAUUCAAGUCUCGCUUUAAAUAACUUCAGUUCAUGCGUAAUUGUCCUGCCAUGAAUGAUCACAAAUAACUUCUACUCACAAAGAUCUCAAUAUCGAAUUGUUAACUAAAAUAAGUUCUACUCACUCAUAGUGAUUUAGCUUUACCUGAUCUAACGUAAACUAACCUAACUUGACACGACCCAAGCAAAUCUCCUUUAAAAUUUUACAGGAAAUACGUCCUGUCGUGAUGACUUUCACUAUUCUUACUUUACCUAACGAAACCUAAAUGGAGCAAGUUUCAUUACAAAAAUUAACAUCCCUCUAUUAAAAUCUCACCUAAAAUAUUUCUUCGCAUGAUAAAUUCCACGAACGUAGCAUAAAGUAACAUAACUUAGACUAAAGUAACAUAAUAUAUGAUAGGAGAAGCAUUAGGGAAAGGAAAUUUAGCGGGAAGAAAUGCUCGAGGGGAGAAAAUUACCAAGGGAAAACUUUUGCUACACCACAUCGCCAUUAUUACCACAACCACCACCACUGCCACCACCACUACCACGACCACCACCACCAAACGAGAGAAAAGGUCGGAACACUUCCUUACAUUGGUCGUGUUCCAGAAGUGUUCCGUGUCAUAAAAACAUAAGAACAUAAGAAAACAAGGGAAUCUGCAAGAAGCCAUCUGCAAUACACGUGGCAAUCCCUAUAUGAAACACCUACCUACUUCCACCUAUCCUCCUCGGCCGGUGUGUGUUGGGUAAGCGUUCUGGUGAUCUCUAAUGCGUCUGCUGCGACCUAAGUCCCCCUCGAGGAUGCUGAAGUUCUGCGGUGGCAUCAGGAAGAGGGAGAAUGACGUGACGUCGACGGGGAAGGCGGGCGGCGCAGGGGUGCGGGCGGGAUGCGCGGUGAAGGCCAUUAACGGCACGUCCACCGCCCAGCUGUCCCUGUCCAACGCCCACGCCCUCACCAAGCAGGGGUCAACGCUUACCCUCGAGAUCGAAGAUAACAGCGAAGAGCCAUCUGGGAACAACUUCUCCUCUUCUACCUCCAUCUGCUCCUCCAGUACCUCCGCCUCCACCGUGGUCGCCGCCAACGGACAUAUCUCCUCCGUUAGACGCAACAUAGAGAGUGGCGGGUCUGUAGAGAAGGUCCAGGACUCCUUCACUGACGGGCGGUCCAACGACUACGACAAGUCAGAGGAUUCCGAUUCUUCCAUCAUCUUCCUCGAAACUUAUGGUGUUGAUCCACAACUGCUGAGGAACGACGACGCUGAAGAAUACGACGAAAGUGAAGCUAACCAAGGCACUUGUCCUGAAAGCAAUACAUCUCCCACACACUCGUUGACAGAGUUUGGGCUCGAACUUGAUUCAGAGUCUCGGCAUUCUGUGGGCAGCGACGAAGGUACCUUUACAGACCACAGCUCGCAGACGGACACCUCCACCGACACACUGAUCUUGGACGGUCCGCUGACUCAGGCAGACAUACCUGAUUACAUACCUGAUUCAAGUGAAUGUCCUUUAGGGCUUGACGGAAAUACUCAGGUAGACAUUAAUCCAACGGACACUUUAGGAACAUCUGAAGAACAAUUUGCCAAAAGAGCAACACUGACUGAGAAGGGAGAGAUUCAAGGCUCCUCCUCUGGAUAUCCAAACGACUUAAACGACUUCGACUCGUUCUUACAGAAGCAAUCUGAUGAGGACAGGAGUUCAGGAACUGGCUCAUUCUUUUCAAACUUCGAAGAAAAACUAGAACAAGUAGAGCGACAAUUCCCAAACUUGCAGGUCGAACACCUGUUGGCUGAAGAAGAGGAGUUCGAAGAAGAGAGCAAUUCUAGUUCUCUGUGGGUGUGUGAGAGAACAGAAGCGGCAACUCUAGAAACUAGUGAGGGAGAAAAAGACCAGGAUUCUUUGCUCAAGUCAUUCCAAGCCACAAAACUGGAGACCAACAUGGGACAGUACUAUUCAAGUGUGUCGGGCGCCGAGGCGUCGAAAGGCGGGGACGUCUCCGGCUCAUUACCGUCCUCGCCUCGGUCAUCGGAGGGGUGGCGCAUCUCUAUGGCCUCCACUGCCACCGUGGGCUCCUCGGCUACUGCUGGUUCAGACGACACAGUAGCGAAGGACAUGUCGGAAUUGUCUUCGGUUAACUCCCGCCUCUCCGACCUUGACGAGAACCAAAGUGGAGGAAAGAUUCCUCCUUCAGCGCCCACUGCUCCAGAUCCCAACACAACACCCAAGGUAGCACCAGUGGCUGAGCGAAAGAAGCAGACGAGUAUCAAGGACGCUAUAGAUGAGCUAGAGAGUAUUGAACAAGCGGCACAAACCCUCUUGCUGAAACGGCAGUGUUCCAGUGAGGAGGAGAGACUCACACCAGUGCCGGGUAAAGACUCGCCCAUUCACGUGUCAUCCAGCUAUUCUAUCCUGACUGUUGAUAAGACGAGCCCUCAGGGGAAGAGGAAAGUGACACCCAGUCCCCCUCCACCUCCAGGUUUCGGUGACCCAACCGAAGGCGACGCGAUAUCGGAUAAGUUGGAGAAAAGCCUUUCCUCUCUUGAAUCUUCCUUGCAGGACGUGGACAAACAGAUAUUAGACAAUCACUCGCCUGUUGUUGCUAAUGGAAGCUCAUCUCCCAAAGUACUGCGAGCUGAUAAGAUUGGUGACGUGAAGUCUGGAGUAAAACCUCCUCUCCCGCCCAUUGCAACUCCAACUACCGUCAUUCAGCAACCUAAAAUGGACGUGAAGAGGCGGUUGUUGUCCAGAUCUAAGGAGGUGCAGCUUUAUAUUUCCCGCGAGUCUUAUAACGAAGAACGAGUCUUGAGAGAGCUCGAGAAACUGCGACGCAGCUUCCAAGAAAGUGACCUCAAUGAUUUCCUGGAUGCCCUUGACAACACUGCCAUUGAGGACGACAUCGAAGAAGCUUUCUUGACCCAGCUGCUCGAGGACCUCAGGGAGGACAUAGAAGCCUUACCUGAUGGGCCAUCAGACAACGCUCAGCAAAAGGUGGACGAUGUAGUCAUUAUGACAGAAUCGUCCUCUGAGGUGAGCAGUGACGAGGCUACACGGGAGGUUCUUGGAUCACCUUCUGCCUCCACCAAAUUAGAAAAAGUAAGAGAAAAGAUCUCAGAGAGGAUCAGAAAACGAAAAGAGAGUAAAAGCAGUGACAGUGGAAGUUCUGAAGCUUCUGGAACACCCAAAGACGAAAAACACAGCGAGUCCUCCAAGGUGGACUCCAAUCAAUUGGACACGCCACUGUCAGACCAAUUAGCCACGGCACAGUCAGACAAGAGCGACACUUCAGACACGUCCAGCCAAGUUCAAAUUUUGGAUGUGGCCAAAACCGAGGACACAAAGAAAGGCUUUAAUAUAACACAGUUUCUGAAAAAGGGAUCACCUAAAUACCUCAGGAAGAAGUAUAAAGAACGCAAGAAUCGCAAGUCGGACCUGAUAACUACAUCAGAGAGCGAAAGUGAGGAUCCUGAAAGCUGUAAGAAGGAGCCCAACGGAUCGGUGCUGAAGAGUCAGUCUAGUCUGAAGGGAAGUAACCGAUCCCUCAAUGGCACUCAGGACACGAAAAAAGAAGUUCGCUUUGAUCUUGACUCUGAUGCUCGAGUUAAGGAGUUGGACAGUUACUCAUCUGGGAGAGCCACUAGCGCCAACAUUGUUAGACAGUCUGAGCAAAAAUCAGUGCCUGGCCCCAUACUGGUGACAUGUGAAGCUCGGCGGCAAGAAACGGUUGUUCUCAAGGAGUCGGAGGAGAGGGAACAAGAGACUCCGGCGCAGCAGCCAUCACUACAACCACCACAACAAGCAUGUUCUCCCCUACCGGCUGUAGUGGAGGACAUCAACAGCCGAGCAGAGUCUAUUUUACCAAAACUACCAGAAAGAGUUAAGCCCCCAAGGAGGAAAAAGAUGAUUCCAACACCCGUGGAGGAGCUCAGUAGGUCCCAGCCAGACGCCAGCUCGGCCAGUAAGGCCGUAAAGGCGACUGACGCCAGGACUGAAUUUCUAAAAAACAUGACUGCGGAAAAGGACGAGUCGCCGCCACCUCUCUCUCAUUAUGAAAUAAAUCUUAAUGCCUCUAAGUCUCCAUCUGUAGCUGUGGUGGAAAACAAAGAGCUCCUAGAAGCAACAGAAAGCAGGCCUAUUCUUGCUACUCAGAAUGAGAGUCUCCAACCACUCGAGAAAUCAGUCGUUACUGUUCCUGACGCCAGUAGUGUCUCUGCACCGCUGCAAUCACCCUCUUCCAUCAUAACGUCUCAAGAGGUAGUUUCGUGCUCUUCAUCACAAAAAGACGCCUUGAUGACCACGGCGGCACCAUCCCAACUAAUAAUGAGUGACCAAAUUGUGUCCUCCAGAGAGGAAACCUUGGUGGCGCCCAUCCCUGUGACCUCUGUAGCUCCGAUAUCUAUAGCGUUGCCCGAGGCCACCAAAAUAGUUUGUCCCCCGAGAACUCUGCCUCUUCCCGUUAUUGAAGAAUGUGCGCACGAGGACCAAACCUCCCUCCCCACCCCUAGCGAGCCCACUACUGUCUCCUCCAGCAGCUACGGGGACACCACACCCGGCACGCCUCCAUUUGAGGUCGAUAAAUUCCCCUCACUUUACGAUAAUGUCAACCCGUUCAAAGAAAUGCUAGAGCAAGAAAAAAUUAUGGAAGUUCGUGCUUCUACAGAGCCCACCCAUCCACCAGAGAUUAGGACAGAGGUGGCGACAGAGACCACAAGACCUGGAUCAGUAACUCCCACCAACAAGCUUGAGGACCUUAGUCUUCCGCAGGCAGCUCGCAAGAGCCCUGAACCCGAGAAGCUCGAGGUUGUUGAUAUUGAUGCUUUGGCGGCGCUCACUGCUGAGAUGUUCAAGUUUGCUGAGGAAAUGGAGAAAGAAGUUCCGAAGAAGAGUACCAGGCCACCUUUUAGAGGAAAAAGUAAUGCUGGAAGACGUGACGCGGACACUUACGUGUCGCCGAGAAGGGUGGAGACGAAGGAGGUUGGUACUGAGCCAGAGACGAGUCAACAUAGCAUCUUGAAAAAAAGAGGGAAGAGUAAUACCAUCGGCAUACAGACAGACAAUGCGAGAUCUGUACGUACGUAUGAAGCAGCUUCCCAGACCGACACUGAAUAUGAGACCGAGACUGAAUCUGAGAUGGAAGAUAUCCAACAAAAGAAAUAUGAUGCCAGUAAAUGGACGUUUGGCCCUGUGAGGGAGCAAACCUUGCCGUUGCCAUCAGCUGGGGAGCCACAGCUGGGUCACCUACACCAGCAGCAGCAACGGCUGAUCCAAGAACUGCAGAAGAAAACUGUGAUGCAUCAGCAGAAGGAGAAAGCGAAGCCUAAGGUACCGCCGAGGAAUUAUCAGGACAAGAUGCCUCUCAAGGUUGUGGCGGAGCUGAAGAACGUGCUGUCAGACCUCGAGGACUACAAGCCAACGCCGAGCAGGAUAGUGGAGCAGCCACCGCGCUGGGACUCUCAACUAACGUGGCCCCACGCCCGGUACGGCGGCUACAUGUCCGAGCCAGAGGGUUACGACUCGGACAUUGGCGGCGGCACCCUGCGGUACGCCACGGUGGACCGCCGCCGCGGACCCCAGUACGAGGCCGAUCCCAUGACCUCCAGUCUCCCUAGAGAGUGCCUGAUCGACCUGGACCCGUACGACAGGAACACGAGCCGCUACGUGCACCAGCCAGGCCGCAUCGAGGACUACGUGCCCGGCUACUCCUCACUCGCCGAGAAGGAGCUGAAGAGGGACGCCGCUGUGGUGGACGUGAGUACGAGGAGCUACAAGAACCCGGACGCUGAUGUUAAACUAGAGUCACAAUCACAGGAGCCGCCGCCGGUGUCCGUCAAUCAUAGGUUUGGGUCGCAGAUGAUGUCAAUGACCCAUGCCUUGAAAGAAUCAGGAUACGAAAGCGACAGCACACUAGUGUUCAAGAAGCGAGAGGACGCCCGUCGCCUCGCUCCCGACCCUCGCAAGACCAGCCAGGUGUACCGCCAGAUCCAGCGAGGAGGCGACAUCCCCAUCACUGGCCUGCAGAAGCCCAACCCUCCGAAGCCCAAAGAGGAGUACUACGUGGUGUAUUCUGACCUCGACCUCGGCCUCCACCAUCCGUCCCUCUCCGACUUGUUCCUGACUUACGGCCAGACCCGAAUCAUGGCGCCCCCUACCAAGCCUCCCAUGCACACGUUUGGUGACAAGAAGAGAUCCGCCCCCUCUAAGGUAGUCGUGGCUCCGUCCCCGCCGCGCCGCAUCUCGUCCAAAUGGCAUCCGUCCCUCAUGAAGGCAAGCAAAGACCGCCCACCAGUUCCCUCCGCGCGGUCCACCUCAGCGGAACGUGUUCGAGAGACUCGGGCUCUUUAUUCUACGUGGCACCGAGAAAAGGUGGCUCGGUCCAGGGAGAAGCUCGGUUCUUCCAAUACUAAGACUACUUCGCUGGGACGAUCGCUCUCAGCUGCAAAGCAGACACAGGAAGUGAGAGAAAACUUUCUGAAGGGACGCCGCACCGUCUCAGAAUCUCGAUUUACCAUCGAGGAUCGAGAAAACUCACCUCCACGGAGAACAGCACCUCCAGCCAAGACCAAGUCUCCUCUCAGGCACUAUGAGAGUCGGGACAAACUGCACUACAGGUCUUCACAGAGGGAUAUAUUGGUGGACAGGAGUCUUCCAAUCAGACAGCUGGAUCAUGCUGCCUCACACGUGCCAGGCCACACCAGGUCCCUCAGCGCUGACACCUCUAGGAAGUGGUCCAGCGCCUCUGCAGACAGCGGUCGCAGCGUGAUGAGACACACGGUGAGCAGCAUGAACAAAAUUAAACGAACAUCACUUCAGCAAAAUCAUUCCGAUGGGCCAUGUCAGGCAUCCCGUAGCAGCAGUGCCGACAGUACCUGUAGAAGACGACGAAGCAGUUGUCUGUCCCCCGAGUCCCAGCCUGCUAGCCGCAAAUCCCCAGUCAGUAGGAAGGACAGCCGUCCCCGUGGGUCUCCUUACUCUGAUAUUUCCAUGGAGGCGCCUGAUGACAAAAAGCUGAAACAGAGCGAGAGUUUCGACACCACCCAGAGCAACGAGACCGGCUACUCCAGUAUGAUCGACCUCUCGCCCUCACCGACACCAGAGAAGAAAAUCGUCGUUGAGGAGAGUGAAAAGCGACCCAGAAAGAAGUCAGAGCCUCCGUCCCCACGAUCUCAGUCUUCCCCUGUCCGUCGCUCACGUUUCUCGGCGUCCUUCACUGAGCAGCGGAACAAAUGGGAGGCCAUAACUCGCGGGGACGCUGUUGGUGGGCGUUUGUCACGUAGCACCUCCCGUAGCACCUCGCCUCUUCGCUCCCUGCAGUUAGUCCGUCAGGUGAGCAGCAGCUUCAAGGACAUCCCCACAGAGGUUUCACUUUCCAGCCCUGUGCCUCGACGUAGCAGGUCACUUGAUGUCCUCACCCCGUCUCCACACUCCCACCCUCGCCGCUACCGCCAGUACAUCCUUGAGCUCAGAAAUGCAGCCCCAAGGAACGCCCGGAUUUCGCAGCUAAGGCGGCUUUUUACAUCCCUUGAGCGCGUCCAUCGCCUUGAACGUUCUGUGAGCAGCGUGGAACUGUCCGUUGCUGAAAGCCGGUCUCAAGCAAUAAUAGACUUCGAGACGUGGAAGGGACUGCGAGAGAAGGAGAGGAAAGCCCUGGAGUAUAAUGUCUUAUUGAAAGAGUUGAAUGUUGCCCAGAGAGAGAAGGAGUUCCUUUAUAAAGUGACGCCAGAAAAGAAGUGGGCAGGUGACUGUCGGCUGAGGGGACGGGAUGCACAUGUCACAGAUUUACGUGACAAAUUUUCUACCAUUUCUGAUAACACCUCAGAGGUCACUUACAAGCGGCGCCGUGAAUUGGAGAACUCUAAGGACACUUACCGUGGCCUGUGGCGAGGAUCGUCGGUGCGCGAUCUCUCCCACAUGUACCAGGACCCCGAACGCCGCCGCAGCAGCAAGCGGGGCUCUAGUCUGAGUCUUUCGCGUGAAGACUCGGGUUUAAGAUCCCGAGGAUUGUGGACCAGUCUCAGCCUGGAGCAAGUAAAUGCAUUUCGUGACCAUCUCGCAGAGAUUUACGGAUCGAUGCAAAGCAUCCGCUCUUGGAGGGAGAGGAAACAGAGAAACCAAGGCAAAGGACAGCAUCGAGCUCAGCAGGAGCUCUCUAACCAUAAGGUAGACGUGGCAGAGACUGGACGCGCCCUUGCAGACAAAUUGCGUACCCUGCACAGCCGUACACCCUCCGAGCCUUCAAAACGAUCACCUGCCAGACAGCCAUCACCCACGCGGGCCACCAAGAGCACUAGCAGUCUUACAAACGUUGAGGACCAGAGACGACAGCUAUCUAAGCAAUUGUCUAUCGAAUUUCAAGAAAAGGUUAUGGAACAGAAGUCAAGUCAAGGUGUAGCAUCUGCCCCAGCCACUCUGGACACUCUGCCUGUUCCUGAUGUGUCACUCUCCAUUAGUCCCGAGAGCCUCUCACGAUCCUCGCCACGCACGUGCUACUCUCUCGACAUAUCAGACUCAUCAGAACCCAACUCCCUCAACUCAGACCAGCUGCUACUAGUGGUCCAGAAGCCUGGCAGGUCUGGCCGUAGCCAAAGCCUCCCGCCUGAUCCCGAGCCAGCCAGUGACCCUGAAUCAAGCGACUCAGAGGUGUCAGUGAGGACUGUCGUGCACAAAGACGUCGCAGGAAAAGUUAAAUUCUUUGAGAAACGAGCGCGACGUAACUCCAGAUCAUCGGAACGGCACUCAUCCCGCGGCAGCCAGCUCAACGUGGACGAGGUGCCCCAUUAUGCGACCCUCCCAUCCCGUCUAAAGCAGCAGUCCCAGAGCAAACUCCUUUCCCAAAACUAUCUCCCUGAGAGAUCGGUCUCAUCUGUAAACCUAAACAGCAAAGCAGAUGUUGCCUCGCAAGUAUGGCGGAUGUAUGACAAGACAAACCCUGUCAGUGGAUCGUCAAUGCAGCGCUUGGUUGAAACAUCAAUGGAGCCACGGGACCAACGGAAUCCGACAUCCCACUCUCGAUCUUACUUGUAUAACGUCAAGACAGGUGAUGUUAAUAGAUUAAAGCUUCGAUUUGAAAGUCCUGAAGACGCCAGACGACGCACCAGAUCACUGCCCAAUGUGAACGGUCCUUUAUCUCGCGUGACGCCAACGGGGAGAACGAUUGUUCGAGGCCAGGAGGCAGGCGACGUGCAAUUCAUGAAAGCCAGAUAUGAAACCCCAAGGAGGUCCCGCAGCCCUGAGCGGUGGCAGCCGAUUCGUGAUGAAUACUUGCCCAAAUCUAAGCUGACAUCAACCAUGCAAACAUUAGCAACUCGCUCCCCUUCAUUCCGGGAGCCCGAUACUAUUGAGAGACUUGCUCGAAAGGAUUCUGUAGAGAAAGCUGUGCUGCGUCGCGUCCACACAGGUAAUGUAGAGGCCUCCGUUGAUCGUCUUGAAAGGAAAAGGCAAGAAAGAGGUUCAGGGUUGUCUAUCAUUGGUCAGAUGUAUACUUCCACUCCCUCGAUGAAGGAACUGGCAAACAUGGCUCCUCUCGUCCCGCCUCGUCCUCCUCCACCACUUAUGGGCCCACAGAAGCCACAGAGGAUGAGUCGUAGCAACCCUCAACCUCUGUUGACCUCGACUCCCACUCCAUCGCCCAUUGAUGUCCGUGCUGCCCACAAACAGCGGGCUUUGAGCGUGCAAGAACCAGUCUGUCCCCCACCCAUCAUGGUUCACCCUCCACCAGGUUCCUCAGCCACUUUUUCGAGCCAGUCUGGCCUCUACAACGCUGACGCUCAUCGUCCCAAGGCAAGAUACACUCCACAGGAGUCAUACGGAGGUGGACCUUCAUCCCGACCCUCUCGUUAUGGUGGGCCCAACUGGACGCAAUCACUGGAACGCCCCCAGAGGGUGACCCGUGCCAUGACACACUCUGCGCCGCCGCCGCCGACUCCAGACAGCCACUACCACCACGCAGGUCGCCAUCUUCACCAGACGCGAAAAACCUCCCCCGCUGAUUACCACACGUACUCCCAGCCGUACUCCCACAUGACCCAUACCUACGCCCAACCCUCACGUCAGCGUCAGUCCUAUCCGCACCACUCUCACAGUCCUGGGCGGGAGCAGAGCUGCGGCAGCAAGGCAGUCUCCUGGAAAGAGUCCCCGUAUAAGUAUGAGUCCGGGGAGGUGAAUAUCCACUACCGCACCCCUGUCAGAAUAGAGCAGAAGGAGUCCAUCCCUGAGGAGGAGCUCGCCCGCCGCCAGGAGGAGCACAUGAAGAAAGUGUACGAGAACGAGCGGCGCAAGAAAUACCUCGCCGAGCUGGAGGACAUUGAGCGCCGGAGACACACCGACAACUUCACGCCUCUCCAGAAGUCCCCAAUCCCCCUGAACCGCUACGAUGACGAGAGCAGCCUGGGCACCAUGCGGGGCGUGCGUACCCCGGACCUCAAGCAGGUGGCAAAGGCCUUGUAUAAUUUCUCUGCACAAAACAAGAGGGAAAUUUCUUUCAACAAAGGUGAUGUAGUUUUCAUCCGUCGACAAAUAGAUAAGAAUUGGUACGAAGGAGAGCAUCGGGGGUCAGUGGGCAUCUUCCCGUGCAACUAUGUGGAGAUUGUGCCUUAUGACAGCAUUAGAACACUGACCCGAAAGCCAACUGAAGGCCAGGCCAGAGCCAGAUUUAACUUCCAAGCUCAGACAUCCAUGGAGAUGUCACUCAGUAAAGGAGAGCUGGUUGUCUUAACUCGGCGUGUUGAUGAAAACUGGUAUGAGGGAAGGAUAGGAAACCGCAAGGGUAUCUUCCCUGUGUCUUACGUUGACACCCUGAUGGAGCCUGGAGCAGACCGUCCCUUGACUCCCAGCUCCUCGCCCAUGCCACGGCCCGCCCUGCCCGCAGCUAACCUGCUCUACAAUGGUGCCUCUUCCUACUCCAGCCCCUACUCCACCUUGGGGCGACCGGGAAGUCAAAAUGAUUCCAGACCUUACCACCAAUCCCUCACUGUAAACACCCAGCAGGAACCUGUCCCGUAUCGAGCACUUUACAAUUACAAACCUCAGAAUGAUGAUGAGCUGGAACUCCUGGAGAAUGACCUGGUGAUGGUGAUGGAGAAGUGUGACGAUGGCUGGUUUGUGGGCACCUCUCGCAGGACUGGCCUCUUCGGCACCUUCCCCGGAAACUAUGUGGAGAAAGUAUGAGUGAGGCCUCAACACAGGACUGAGCUGUAGCUUUACCACAAAUUCAUUUACUAUCAAGAUUCUUUGCUUUGCUACCUUCUGAUGAUGCCAUUUUUGUAAAUAUAUAAAGACCCAAAGAAUAUUUUUUAUGGUUACAAUACAAACUUGCUUUGUAAUCUCAGUAUAGUGAACAGUAUGAGAUUUAAUAGGAAUCUACUAUAAUUCAGACAGUUUGCCUUUUGGAUUCUUGGGGACCGAGGCUUUUAAAGACAGUUGGCUCACCAUAUUGCUAUGGUUGUCUGAGUUUUUAUGGUAUUCCAAGAACAAAAAAGCAUGCUGGAUUCAUGAUAUCUGAGUACUGAAGGGCAGAGAGAUGUUACAGUAAAGGUGUGUGUGAUGUGCUGAGUUGUACGCUGCCCCAGCUUGUCAAGAGGUCAUGUUCAAACCUUUAUAGCUCUUUUUACAGUUCUUGUGUGCCAACAUGUUCAUAAGGGAAAAUACAAGGAUAAUUUCAUGCAUUUCAUGAUUAAUUUUCAUAUAACAUGACUUAAUUAAUGGCUAGAUUUUGAUAACAAAGACAAAUUUGUUAUGGUAAAGUGAAGGCAGACUUUUGUCUCUAUAUGUGAACAAUACAGUGUGUCCAGGUCUCAGCAUGAAUGAUGUAUUAAUAGCCUGUGCAUUUGCUUAUCAAAAAUGGCACACACACGCACACACACGCACACGCACACUCACACACACACACACACACACACACACACACACACACACACACACACACACACACACACACACACACACACACACACACACACACACUGUCCUUCAGUAACCAAGCUCGUCCUUGAGAGGUUCAUCUGGUAGUGGACAUGUUAUGAGGAUCAGUUCAGGUUUUGCACGCGUCUAGUCACACCCAAAGUGAAGUUAAUCAGAACAAAAAAUCAUUCUAUAUAGAUGUCUUGUCACCAUCUGCUGGUGCUUUCCUCUGGUGAUGUAUGGAGCAAAAUUCAUAUGGAGCAAAAAAAAUAAAAAAAUAAUUAAGUACCUUUAGUCACGCACACUUACCGGUGCAAAUGUUUACUUCACAGGCUUUGCUGGGAUGCACGACUUUCAACUUUUCUUUGUCUUGGAAUAAUAAUGUGCAGUCUUAAAAUGCUCCUGGCUUUCUUUUCUUAUAUUCUCCUAUGUUUGUUUAUUUAGUUUAUCCACCUCAUUUAGGCAUGGUAGAUACUGGAGUGAACAUGGCAUAUGUAUGUUUGUAUAUGUAUGUAUGCCAUUCUCUGGAUAUGAUACUUACAAUAUUUCAUCUCAUCUCUUCACAUUCAUCUUUCAGAUUUAAUAAUUUUAUGAAGACUAAAUGGACAUUAGAUUACCCUUAAAAUUAGAUAAAAAUGUAUAUGCAUUUUUCCAGAGAGUGAUAAGGAAGGAUUCGCAUCACUGCCAAGGAAAUAAUACUGUACUAUUGUUUUCAGAUGUUAUGUUUAAGUCACAUCUCAUAUUUUUAGUACUGUAUUCCAUGAAGAUACAGCCCAGCUAAUGCAGCAUCAAGGUUAUAAAGUAUUUUUGUUAUGUAUACAUAUAUCACAAAUGUGUAAUUACCUACCUAGAGCUUUAAAAGUUGGCCAGAUAAUAGAAGUGUUGUUAAUUGAAACCCAUGUAUCACAUUCGUUACUUUUCAACUGUGCAACCUUCCGCUAUCCUUUCUGGAGGGAGAUAACCAUAUGGUGUGGGUCGUGUGGCCAACUCACAUUAUCAUUAGUCAGUCUUCUUCAUAAGGAGACAACAGAAAUUUUGCACACUCAACAUUAAUGUGUAUAUCCACAACAAAAAUAAUAAAUUUCUCUGAAGGAAUCAAUUAUCGCCUGUGCUUCCGUGUCAAUCUUCCGUUUGUGACUUGCAUCAGCUGUUACAUUGUAAAGAUAAAGUUACGUGCUGCUGUCGUACAGGAAUUCUUAGCUUUACGGAGUAACGUAUCAGUGACUGUCUCACACACUUCCCAUCACAAUCCAUUCUCUCACAUCUGUCUGUCAUGAGCCUCAUGUUCAACAGUUAUGGAGUUGCACUGGGUAUUAAUGCUAUGCAGUUCCUCGCCUCCCACAUGGCCAGAACUUGCUGCUGCAAAAAGAGGACACCUAGCACAGUAUGUUGCCAUGCUAAGAGACUAUUUGGAUCUGUGGUGGCAGUCAGUGGGUGAUCAUGUGAGGGGUGAAUGACUGUGUAUGUAACUUGUAAGGACACAAUUAGCCUUGAUGGGGUGUGAUUAUAUCUAUAUAUAAAAAAGGCUUCCUGAUGUUGAGUACAUAUAUGCCACACUUUUCAGGUAGAUUUUUAGUUGAAUCAGUCACACUUACAUAGCAAGACUUCCCCUCCCACCCCUCUCUGAACAGUGUGAAGUGCAAGAUUUUUUAAACAGUCAAAUCAAGUGCCUUUCUGUGGUAGAUGGAAUACUGAACUGUUUUUGUCCCUGGAGUUUGACAGUAUCUGUCUUGCCCCACAGUGUAUUAUUUACUGUCUUGCCCCAAAGUUCCUUGAACAUUAAGUGAUGAAGAAAAUCUCAAAAAAUUUUCAUUAUGGGGAACUGUGGGCUUUUCACUCCUGUAUAAUUCUUUUCCUGUUGUUAUGCACAAUUUACUUUAGCUUAUCACGUAGAAUAUAAUAAAAUGAUGAUUAAUGAA